GUUUGGACAUCUAACGGCUAAUAAGCGACUUAAAUAUCCCCAAAUUAAAGACUCGAGACUCGAUCGACUUACCCUUCUUCUGAGAAUUGAUUCCGACUUGGGCUUGUUUGGGGAGAAGGAAAAAGAGAGAGAAAAGCAAUGGGAGGUGGCCAUGGACAAGGCACGACCUACAAGGGCUUAACGAUGUACCCACCUAAGCGGUGGCACGUAGUUACUGGCAAGGGCAUGUGUGCUAUGAUGUGGUUUUGGGUUCUGUACAGAGCCAAGCAAGAUGGCCCUGUAGUCUUGGGUUGGAGACAUCCUUGGGAGGGCCAUGGUGACCACGGGCAUGAUGAGCAUUAGGCAAUUCUGAAUAAAGUGCGUGUGAAGUGAAAUCACAAGGGCUUUGUUCAUAGAUGUCUUUUUGGAACUUCUUUGUUAUAAGUUCAAUAAAAUGAAUUGUUUAUAAAGGCCUAUGCUUUUGGAAACCAAACUCCUUUGAGAUCGUUUGCUUGUUAUGCUUUUAUUAAAACACUCGUGGAGUUGAAUUCGCAAUUUAAUCA
Molecule: messenger RNA, 542 nt
Organism: Humulus lupulus (European hop)
Lineage: Eukaryota; Viridiplantae; Streptophyta; Magnoliopsida; Rosales; Cannabaceae
Product: NADH dehydrogenase [ubiquinone] 1 beta subcomplex subunit 2
Exons: 4
Coding region: 139-342 (67 amino acids)
Cellular component (GO): mitochondrial inner membrane
Source: RefSeq, a predicted model, not a curated record